AUGGCGCCCAACGGAACAAAUGGCGCGAAUGGCGCGAAUGGCGCGAAUGGCACCACGCCGUCACGCAAGAUCGUUGUUGCUGGCGCUCAGCUUGGUCCCAUUGACAUGACAACACCCAGAUCAGAUGUGCUUGACCGUUGCUUCAAGUUGAUGGACGAGGCAAAAUCCAAGAACGUCAAGUUGAUUGUCUUCCCAGAGAUCGCACUUACCUCGUUUUUCCCACGCCACCUGAUCCAAGAUCCGGAUGAGUUGGAGACAUUCUUCGAACAGGAGGUGGAAGGUGACCCGACAAAAGCACUCAACAUGAAGCCACUCUUCGACAAAGCCCGAGAGUACGGCAUCGAUGUCAGCAUAGGAUACGCUGAAUGCGCAGACCCAACCUUGACGCCUCACAAGCACUUCAACACCGCGAUCUACUAUUCCGCCAAGGCAGACAAGAUCGUCGGCAAGUACCGUAAAGUCCACCUACCUGGCACAUUCGAGCCAUACGAGCGCAAGGACGCCACGAACCAGCUUGAGAAGCGGUACUUCGCGCCAGGCAAUCUCGGCUUCAAGGCGUUUCGCGUCCCAGGCCUCGUUGAAAACGCAGCCACCAAGUCCUCCGGCCAGGAAGCCAACAGUGCGGACACUAUCGGUCGCGGCGACCCAAUCGUCGGCAUGAUGAUUUGCAACGAUCGCCGCUGGGCGGAAGCCUGGCGCGCAUAUGGCCUGCAGGGCGCCGAGCUCGUCCUCGAGGGCUACAACACCACAGGCUGGGCACCCGAGCUGCUGGGAACGAACCCCAAGAAUCAGACGAAGGAGCAGGUCAAGGAGGAAGCCAUCUUCCACCACAAGCUGUCCGUACAGCAUGGCAGCUACACCAACGCUUGCUGGAGCGUUAAUGUGGCAAAGUGCGGAUUGGAAGAUGGGAAGUACCCGUUGAUCCCAGGGAGCUGUAUUGUAGAUCCGGACGGGGCGAUUGUAGUUGAGGCGAAGACGGAGGACGAUGAGCUGUUUGUGUGGGAAUGUGAUUUAGAUUUGUGUAAACGGGGGAAGGGGAAGGUGUUUGCCUUUGAGAGGCAUCGCAGGACGGAGGCUUACGGGAUAUUGGUUGAGCAGACUGGGGUUAAGGAGCCGGAGCUUUUGUAG
Messenger RNA from Cyphellophora attinorum, 1128 nucleotides. RefSeq names its product N-carbamoyl-D-amino acid hydrolase. The transcript has a single exon. NCBI's taxonomy places the organism in Eukaryota, Fungi, Ascomycota, Eurotiomycetes, Chaetothyriales, Cyphellophoraceae. Bases 1 to 1128 code for a protein of 375 amino acids. The record is from RefSeq and is a predicted model, not a curated record. Gene Ontology annotation, molecular function: hydrolase activity, acting on carbon-nitrogen (but not peptide) bonds, in linear amides.